Molecule: messenger RNA, 3453 nt
Organism: Schistosoma spindalis
Lineage: Eukaryota; Metazoa; Platyhelminthes; Trematoda; Strigeidida; Schistosomatidae
Source: the annotation of a GenBank genome assembly
AUGCUUACCUCUUCUAUGAUGAUUGAAAAUAUACCAUUAAUGCCAAUGACACCACAAAUUGUAAUAGAAAUACCAGAAAAUACAACUGAUGAAUUAAAUUAUAAUGAUAAAUGUAAUUUCAGUACUAGUUUAAUGAAUGAUUUAUUUAUACAAUCAAAUAAUCAUCAUUGGACAUCUGGUACAUCAAGUCCAGGAUCAUGUUAUCAAAAUUUAUUAGCACCUAAUUAUUGGUCAAUUAAUCAACAAUAUUAUCAUUCAACAAUAAGUGAAAAUUCUUCAAGUUAUGGAAAUCUUAAAGAGAAUAAUAAUUUAGAUAAACAAAAUUUAUUAAAUUAUCAAUCAUUUAUAAGUAGAACACCUUCAUCAAUAUCUAAUUUACAAUAUUUAAAUCAAAAUAGAAAUUCAUAUUGUUGUAAUAUAAAUCAGAAUGCAAUAAAAUAUUAUACAUCAAAUGAAAAUGAUAAGAAUAAUGAUUUACAACAUUCUAGUUCCAUUUCAUUAACUUCAAAUUAUAAUAUGAAUAAAUCAUUAUACUUAGAUAAUUAUAUAUGUCAACAACAACAACAACAACAGCAACAACAACAACACCGUCGCCAUCACCAUCACCACAACCCCCACCACCACCACCACCACCAACAACAACAACAACAGCAACAACAACAACAAAAACAGUACCUUCAAUCAGAUCGAUUCCCAUAUGUACAUAGAUCAUAUACAACAAAAUCUAUAAAAUCAAAUUUAAAAAAUCCAUCAAAUCGAUCAUUAAGUCCAUAUUCUUUUAAUAAUUAUCCACAAACUAUUAAUUUAUCUAAACAAUGUAUACCAUGUAUAUCAUCUACUGAUAGUCAAUAUAGUGAUAUAGAUUAUAUAAAUCAUUCUGAUAAUAUUUUAUUAUCUAAAACUAUGUUAACUAAAAUGAAUAAACAUAUAAGACGUAGAGCAUCAUCACCAUUAUCUUAUCAAAGUUUAAUGACAUCAUCACAGAUAUUAUGUAAUUCUUCAAUGACUACAAAUACCUCAUACAAUAAUAAUAAUAAUAAUCGAUCGAAUUUGAUUAAUAAUUAUCAAUAUAAUCGAUCAAUCAUUAAACAAUUCCCAUUUAUAAUACAACGUUCUAAUUCCUUACCAGAAUUAUCAACAAUCAUAAAGUAUCAUGAAUAUAAAAUCAAUUCAUCAAUAAAACAUUAUAAAAAACAAAUAAAAACUGAAUAUAAUCAAGAUUAUUGGUAUAAAUAUAAAUCAAAUAUAAUAUCUUCUAUACAAUCAAAUUAUCAUUUAUUUCAUCCAAUUGAUUUACCAUGUCAACAAAAAAAUAUUUAUUUAUCUACUAUGAUUAAUCAUCGUCGACAUACAGAAGGUUGUAGUCAUCAAUCCAAUAAAUCAUCAUUAUUAUUAUUAUCAUCAUUACAAUCAAAUCGUCGAUCAAAUUCAUUAUCUUCACAAAAUCAUUUUAAUACUAAUAUAAAUACUAAUGAUAAUAUUACUACUCAUGAAAAUAUUGUUAGUAGUAUGCGUAGUGUAAAUUUUAUUAAUAAUAAUCAUUUAAAUCAUUCUAAUCAUAUAAAAUCAUCUAUAUCAUUAAUAAGUAAUAUAAAUUUAGAUAAAAAUUCAUUAUAUCUAAGUAGUAAAUCAAUAUCUAAACAAAAUAAUGAUAUUAAUGAUAAUUCAAAUGAUAUAGAAUUGAAUAAAAAUGAUCCUAUACAAAAUAUAAGUGAAUUACAUGUGAAAAAAGGUGAUUCAUUUACACGUUGUUUAUGUUCAUUAAUUGUUUUAUUAGUAUGUAUGCAAUUAUUUCUUGGAAUUGUAUCUACUUCACUUGGUUUAUUUUUAACAUGGAAAGUACCUGAAUUAGAUCCUAUGGAAUGUGCUUAUUUAUCUGGGAUACCUCUUAUUAUCUCGGGUUUGGUUGGAACGUGUAUUUGUUUUCAGCAUAGAAUUCCUUCAAUCUCACCACAAUUAAUGAAUAUUAUCCAAAUAACAUCUGGUAUUUUAUCUUUAAGUUGUUUUAUAUUAUGUCUUACAACAAGUAUAUAUACUGGACAAAAAGAACAAUUAUUAGAACAAAGACAAGAACAACAAGAACAACAACAACAACCACAACACUCUCAACAUUUUCAACACCACCCUCAUCAAUCCCAACAUUUUCAAUACUCUCAACAACAACAACAACAACAACAAAUUACAAUCAAUACAAAAAUAAUCAAUAAAUUCAAUCAUUCCAUUUUAAUAAAUAAUUCAAUAAUACAUAAACAAUUUAUGAAACCAUGUUGUUUAGAAAUAAUUAAAAAUGUAUGUGAAUGUUUUAUCCAUUAUAAUAAACGUAUUGAAUAUUAUCAUAAUAUAUCAUGUCAUUUAUUAUUUUCAUCAAUAAAAGAUUAUAUUAUAUUACAAUCAGCAUUAAUGUGUAUUGGUUCUGGUGUAUCAUUAUGGUUAUGGUUAUUAUUUAUAGAAAAUAAAUUAAAAUAUUAUAUAAUAAAUAAAUAUACAAGAAUAAGUUUUUCAUCAACACGUAGUUAUUCUAUACCAGAAAUAUCAAUUGAACAAUAUGAGGAAAAAACUACUACUAAUAGUAGUAAUAGUAGUAGUAGUAUAGAUAUUCAUGAAACACAAUAAAUAAACUAUUUAUGAUAAUAAUAAUAAUAAUGAUCAUAGAUCAUUUAGAACAAUAUUAAAUAUUAUUUAAUUGUAUAUAAUUAACAUAAAAAAUGAAGAAACUGGAGCUAAUCGUGCAAAAGAAAUAUCUAUCACUGCUCCUCAUCCUUCUCCUUCUACUUCUACUCCUGCUCCUACUUUUUCCCUGGUCAAUUUCAAAUCCAAUUAAUCAAUAGUAUUCUGAACUAUUAGAUGAUUUAUUUUUUGUAUUCAUUAUUAUUAUUAUUAUUAUUCUUUAAUGAUAAUCAAGUAAAAUAAUCAAUAAUCAAUGAUUGUGUCGUAGAUCAUAGAUCUUCUAGAACAUGUAUACAAAUUUCAAGAAACUUAUUAUGAAUUCAAAUAAUUUACAUUUUCUAUGAUUAUUUUUUCUUUAAAAUCUGAAAUCUAUCAAAAUUCUAAUUACUUCUAUAAUCUAUAAACAAUAUUAAAUAUAAUUCAACUGUAUAUAAUGAAUAUAAGUUAUAAGGGGACCGAUGCUCUAUGUAUAAAAUAAAAUAUCUUCCACUGCUCCUCCUCCUCCUCAUCCUCCUCCUCCUCUUCCGCUGACUAAUCUCAAAGACAAUGAAUCAAUAGUAUUCUGAACUAUUGAAUAAUCAAUUUGUAUUCAUUAUUAUUAUUAUUAUUAUUCUUUAAUGAUAAUCAAAUAACAUAAUCAAUAAUCAAUAAUUGUAUACAUUUUUAUUUGAUCAGAUAAAUAAAAUUUGAUAUAAAUAUUUACAUUUAAAAUAAACAAAAGUGUUAGUUAUUCAAUUUUCAAUUUGAUGAUUGUAAAACAAUGAUCUCUCUCUCUCUCUCUCUCUC